CGUCAUUUGUCACAAUAAAGUGACACUACUCCGUUACGAUUUGACAUAAUUUACAGAUACACAACACCACAGACCGUGCCAUUGAAUCUCAAAUACACACAACAAUGCCGGAAAACAAAGAAGGAACAGCUAAAUCUUUCAAACAGCGUAAGAGUUUUGCCACUCGGAAAGAAGAAGUAGCAGGAAUCAGAGCCAAGUUUCCAACCAAAGUACCGGUGAUAGUCGAGCGUUAUUACAAGGAGCAGAGCCUGCCUAUACUGGACAAGACCAAAUUUCUUGUGCCCCAGGAGCUGACCAUGUCUCAGUUUGCUACUAUUAUCAGAAAUCGGAUGUCCUUGAAUGCAAACCAAGCGUUUUACCUGAUUAUCAACAACAAAAGUAUCUCCUCGAUGUCUCUGACGUUGGCUGAGGUUUACCGGGACGACAAGGAUGAGGACGGCUUCCUGUACAUGACGUACGCCUCGCAGGAGAUGUUCGGAUAGACCCAGUGUGUUCCAUGGUUACCAUGAAGUCCCAUGGACUAUACCUGCUGCUGUAAAUGCAGGAGAAAUGUCAUCCACUUAUGGAUUCUGUGAUCUGAAACUUUAAUUUGCCUGUACAUCUGUGUGUAUGUCUCUUGUGAUGUGAACUGUUCCUAGUUUAUUUUGCCAUUGGUUGUUCAAGUUCUGAAUGCAAGCGUUGCUUUAUUUCAUAACAGUUGUUUAAAUACUGCCAUUAAGAAGCCAUUAAUUUCAUAUUUGCAUCAUGAAUAUUUGCCACAUAUACUCUCAUUGUUGAUGCAUGUUGCAUCUGAAAUGAUAUACAGUGAGUGAGUGUUGGAAAGGAAUAGUUGAUUACUAGUGUACGUGUGUUUCACACCAAUGAUAUAUAACACAUUGUGUUUAUUAUACAAUAUACAUGUAUUUUUGAAUUAGUACUGUCACUGUGUUACACAAUCAGUUAUUUAAUUUGAUUAGGAUUUUGCUAAUGUUUUUGUUGGGUUUGUUUUUUUGACAUGGCCCCGUUUUCCUUUAUCUUUCCCUUAGAAGGGUGAAUAUUAUUCAGAUUUUAAUCAUAAAGGAAAAGAUAGUUUUGCCUGGUUAAGUUUCAAAAUAAAUGAGGAAAUGUAGUUUUAAUCCCUUGCUUCAAUUUGUUUCAGCCCAAAUCAGUAAAACAAAAAAAUAAGUUGAGAGUGGCCAAGCCUCUUUUGUAAAUGGCAUGUCAUCUUUGGGUAUUGAAGUUAUAUAAAAUGUAGUACUAAAUGAGACAUAUUUAAUUUGUAAAAAAAAAGUUAUUGCCUAUUUUGUAUGCAGCUCUAGAAAUUUCAGCAUAAGUCAAACUAUCACUUGUGAAACUGUCUGAUACAUAUAAUAACAGUGCAAAGGCUUUUUACCAUCAGUAGAUAUUCAUUUUGAGCAGUGGGGUAUUGCACGUUCUGUUACCAACAUAGUUUUCUUUUUGCCUCCAUGCUUGUUAAACUAAAAGUCUCAAUUGACUCAAUUUCAUAGCAAAGUUCAAAGACAAAAGAGUGUCAAGCAGCUUAAAACUGAUAUUCUGCAUAGUUUCAGUUAUACAUGUAUCGUUUUAUUGUUACCUUUUUCCUCGUACACCUAAUGCUGACAUUUUAUAUGGGAACAAUGAAUAUACAUGUGAUUUCUUCAUUUUUCUCCUUCUUGAUGAUGGACAGACUUUGGAAUAUGGUGAUUCUAAUAUAUAUUUAUUAUAUAUUUUGUAAAAAAACUCAGUUACCCUCUCCCUGUGAUCUUUAUUUCAAGUUAAAGAAUUUGAAAAGGGCAAACUAUUAACAUUUUGGUGCAAUAUAUGUUGAUUACAAUAAGGUUGUUUAUUUUUGUUUGUUUGUUGAUUGUUUAUAUUUUGGACAUUGAUGUGUCCUGAGCUUUGUAAAACAUUACCCACCAAGAACAAUUUCAAAUGUGACAGUUUAUUGAAGGCCAUUGUGGAUCAAGUUGUUAACCCAACCAAGAAAAUUCAACCUUGCAAUAUUUUUAACCCAACCAAGAAAUCCCAAACAAGAAAUUGCAAUCUUGUAAUAUUGUUAGUCCAACCAAGAAAAGGCAUCCUUGUUUCAUUUAAACCUGACCAAGAAAGUGCUACCCUGUUAUAUGGUAAACCAAUCCAAGGGAUCGCAACCCUAGAAAUGUAAUGUUUUUGCUGACAUUUAUCUUUGAAGGUUGUAUACUUUGUGCUUUUGACUAAAACUAAGAUGUGAUAUUUAAUUUUUAUUUUACGGAUCUAUUUGUUUGAAAAAUGAAUCCAAUUUAUUAAUUACCUUCUGUGAACAAAUUUUAAAUAACAUGAAAACCCAUUUAUCAUAUAAUCAUGGAGAAUCACAGACAAUUUAUUGAUGAAGUGCAUGUGUAGUUUAUUAUUGUAUGUUGGUGUUUAAUCAUUGGUCUUAGGACAUGAAUUAAUGUUAUGUUAAGAGUUUGGUCACUGAAACAAAAAUAGUUUUAAAUUGCACAUGUUGGUGAUAUUAGAAAUUAUCAUAUUAGUGCUAAUGUUUAUAAUGUAUUUUGCAAUUGCUAACUUGUGUGAGGUACAUGUAUACCUUUAUUUGCUUCUUGUGGCUAUGAUAGGUAGAACAAACUUUUUGUUCAUAUUUUACUCACAGCUUCUGUGAUAGAAUUGCAAUAGUAUGGAAUUGGUUUUGAAAACUGUUCAUCUCUUGCUCAGUAUGUCAAGGUUGUAUGCCAUAGUGGUAUUUCGUGAACAAUGUUCUAGUGCCUCUAUCCAAUAAUGUAGGAUUAUUGUUUUGUCAUCACAACAUAAUUUAUCUGUUACUCUUUUAAGCUGGAUAUAAGCAAGUUUAUGUAUUAGUGUUACUGAAAAGCAUUGUACUAAAAGUACAUGUUUGAAUUCUAGAUAAUUAUGUUUGUAGAGGUCAGUCACCAAAAUAGAUUCUUUUUCAUCUGGACAUUUAAGUUAAGUUCUCAGUUAUGAAUGUGUGUAUAUUCAUUAUUAUAAUUAACAUUUGGAAAAAAAUAGAAUAUGCAAUCAGAUAUUGGCUACUUGAUAGUUUGUUGUGUCAAAUUUUAUUUUUGUCUGGUAAGUAUUUCAUGCAUACCCUUAAGACAUUUUAACAGCGUUAUGUUACAAUAUUUUUAGGUUCUGCUUGUUCUCUCAUUAAUACCAAUUUUUUAAGGCUCUUCUAAAGGCUUGAUGUCAAUCAUGUUCAUAAUUAUAUUUUAGUUUAAAUUAAAAGAUAAAAAUAAUUAAUUUAAUUAUUGAUACAACAGUAAACAAUUUUGUUGUUUAAUUGUAUCAAAACUACAAAACUGUCACAGUACAAGUGGGAACAAUCUUAUCAAUAUGGUUUGUCUUUACUUGCUAUUGAAUAAAGAUUAUUUUGUU
Mya arenaria is the source of this 3351-nucleotide messenger RNA. RefSeq names its product microtubule-associated proteins 1A/1B light chain 3C-like. NCBI's taxonomy places the organism in Eukaryota, Metazoa, Mollusca, Bivalvia, Myida, Myidae. Gene Ontology annotation, cellular component: cytosol; autophagosome membrane; autophagosome. The transcript is spliced from 4 exons. Gene Ontology annotation, biological process: autophagy of mitochondrion; macroautophagy; autophagosome assembly. The record is from RefSeq and is a predicted model, not a curated record. Bases 105 to 482 code for a protein of 125 amino acids. Gene Ontology annotation, molecular function: ubiquitin protein ligase binding.